AUGCCUGCCCCCAUGCCUGAACCCAUGCCUGCCCCCAUGCCUGAACCCAUGCCUGCCCCCAUGCCUGCACCCAUGCCUGCCCCCAUGCCUGCCCCCAUGCCUGCCCCCAUGCCUGCCCCCAUGCCUGCCCCCAUGCCUGUCCCCAUGCCUGCCCGCAUGCCUGCCCCCAUAAUAUCCGCAACCCCUCACCACCACCACCCCAUGUCUGCAAACUUCUUUCAAGUCUGCAUGCAACUUUCACACGGACCUGAACGGCCUGGCAACAUCUUUCACACGGACCUGAACGGUUUUCAGAUGGUGAGGAGGGAAACACUCGCCCGCAUUCCCCUGCAGGGCCACUUCUCCCCCAUUCCCGCCCUGGCGUUCCUCGCCCUGGCAUUCCUCGCCCUGGCGUUCCUGCAAGACCUCUCGGGCCUGUGCUUCUAUCUAUGGCUCCCCCCUCCCCUCACACCCCUCUGCCUGCCAACCCACGCCCUCUUCUACCCCAUGCCCUCCCUGGCCUUCCUGCAACACCCCUCGGGCCUGCGCUGCCAGUCUCAAGGUGAGCUCUUCUUCCCUGCACUUGCUUUCACCCCACGGCUCCCCCCUCCCCUCACACCCCUCUGCCUGCCAACCCACGCCCACUUCUACCCCAUGCCCGCCCUGGCCUUCCUGCACACCCCUCGAGCCCGGGCUUCUCUGCUCACACUCGCCAAGCCAUGGAAUAGUGGUUGGUUAGACAUGGUGUUGGAUCGGCGGCUGAACCAGGACGAUGUGAGGGGGCUCACACAGGGAGUCUCUGACACCAACCGACCCCUGCUCUCCCUGCUCUUCCCCCUCCGCUCCUCCCCUCCCCUCUUCCCCUCACCCCCUUCCUCGCCCACAGAGUGGUUGGCUACAGAUGCCCGAAAAUUCCUCGGCUGGAGCAGUGGUAGCUGUAGCAGGUCCAGCAGAGGGAGGGAUGCGGCGGAUGUAGCAGUGGCAGUUGUAGCAGCCACACCCCCUCUGGUCCCAUCUAGCAGCAACAAGGUUGCGGCACCUUCCUAUUCGAGCAGCAACAGAGGUUCCAACCACACUAUCCCCUCUCCUAUUCGUGCUGCUCCUGCUGCUGCUGCUGCUGCUGCUGCUGCUGCUGCUGCUGCUGCUGCUGCUGCUGCUGCUGCUGCUGCUGCUGCUGCUGCUGCUGCUGCUGCUAGAUCUGUGGUUGAUGCAAUGGUGAUUUCUGAAGCGAGGGGCUAA
Messenger RNA from Closterium sp. Naga37s-1, 1218 nucleotides. The record is from the annotation of a GenBank genome assembly. NCBI's taxonomy places the organism in Eukaryota, Viridiplantae, Streptophyta, Zygnematophyceae, Desmidiales, Closteriaceae.